GUUUCCUCAUCGACGAUGCAGAUGGUUGUGCAGCAUGAGCUUGCGAAUGAGCGAUAUCAGUCUUGAGUACCCAGCACAAGACUCAGCUGCGAACCCAGACAUGGCUCCGUCCACACCUUCUGCGUGCACCUUCUCAUCAUUACCGAAUGAGCUUCUCAUAGAGGUCUUCAAAGUUGCUCCAACGAUACAGUCGGCGGUAAGUCUGUCCGCGACUAGCAGGCUACUGCAUGCAGUCUGGCUUCGAAACAACAACUGCAUCACCCGAAGCAUCGCCAACUCCACGAUCCCUGCAACUGCGGAAGCCAUCGACUACGCCAUCCUAGAGACCGACUGUCGUGAGCAACUUGACAUUAACGGCACACCACCACCACAUCUCUGGCUGCCCAAUCUAGUACACAUCGCGGACCUCUGCGCCAGCGCACACGCUCUCUACCAAUCACCGGAGGACGACGUCACUCUCCACCCAGGGAAGUCUUCCUAUUACAUGGUCCGCCUAUGCUUGCUCGCCUUCGAGUUCCCUGAGUUGAGAGACAAACUACACGAUCGUCUGUUGGCAGCCUCACCGCGCAAACUUCGGGAGUAUGUGGGAAUCACUUAUUCGAUCAUGCUCUAUCAAGACAAGGAGGAGGCGGAUCGGCAAGGAAGUCUGCAGUACAGAUGUCGCUUGCCAAAUGUCGUGUAUCCCUUGCCGGAGUUCAGCCCGGAUCGGUGGUUGUAUACCGAGCAAGUGCUGAUGUCAGCACAGCACGAUCUCAGAUCUGGGUACACGGAGCUACCAGCAGCCAUUGACGGCUACAUGAUUAGCUAAUGAGAGCAAGGGCAUGCGAAGCAAGGUAAACAUAUUGCUUAUGUAAUCAGCUCCCUAUGCUUGUUAUACGCUUUCCUGUUGUCAUAUACAACGACGUCGGGAUAUACAGAUCUCGCGAUAUUCUCCUAUGUUCCAAUGUUUGCGACAGCAGAGCUUGAGAGUGGUAGAGCGUUGAGACAUGAUGCCAACUGUAUCAGAUCUGCCUCAACCUACCAGUCGAAUCAUAGAAAAUAAGCGUAUGGGUACCUUUUCACGUCUGC
Molecule: messenger RNA, 1068 nt
Organism: Aureobasidium subglaciale EXF-2481
Lineage: Eukaryota; Fungi; Ascomycota; Dothideomycetes; Dothideales; Saccotheciaceae
Exons: 2
Coding region: 35-808 (257 amino acids)
Molecular function (GO): protein binding
Source: RefSeq, a predicted model, not a curated record